AUGGUUAACAGCUGCUCCACCAUCGCGAUAUAUGGGUCUAACUGGCGACGGGCAGACACUGUUGGUAAGAGUGGCUCUUUUGCUGAGCGACACGAGUCAGAGAGCGACCGGCAGGCCGUGACGCAGCGCUCUCAUUACACAGAUUUUUCGCCCAUUCUUAAAUACUUUACUGAGAGAACUGAUGGCUUAGGAAUAUUCCACAAGUCUUCUGAGCCAAGAACACGAGACGAUAUUACUUCAAACACUACCACCAUCACCGCCAUCAUAGCAGCACAGUUGAACCAACCCUUAAGGGUACCCAGUGAAGAAUUAACGCUGGACUCGCUAAACGAAGGAGAUUUACAAUACAAAGCAGAAGAAAGGAAAGCCACGGCAUUCUCUCCCCUCUACUGGCCAGACGGAGACGACGGACUGCCUCUCGUCCCCUAUGUGGUGGUCAAUCUGAUCGCCUUCACCUGGGAGGCAGCCCCAGAGUACAGAAGGGCUGUGAGGAAGGCAAUGACCUACUGGAUGCUUCACACCUGUAUCAAGUUCAUGGAAGUGCGUGAUCCCAAGGGUCCUCACCUGAGACUUGUCCGUGGCACCCUGUGUCGCUCUGCCAUUGGCCGCGUCUCCAAGACUGGCCAGGACGUUGUUAUUGGACCAGGCUGUAGGAAGUUUGGACGCAUUGUUCGGCUCCUGGCCCGUGCUCUUGGUUGGUAUGAUGAACACAAUCGGCCAGACCGCGACCUGUAUGUGCAUGUCAACGAAGAGAACGUAGUGCCCUUCCUCCGUUACCGUCUUAGCAAAGUGCCAUCACAGCUGGUGACUAACUUUGGCUUAUCAUACGAUCUUACUUCCCUCAUGCACGCCGAUGCACAGUUCCUUUCGGUCAACGGCAAAACCACACUGGCUACUCUCAACCCGCUGCUGCAAGGCCUAAUUGGUCAGGGUCGUGGCCUCUCACACCGAGAUAAGCUCCUGGCCAACCUCAUGUACCGCUGCACAGCUAAAUGGAUACAAGCCUGCGGCCUGACCGAGGAAAGGUGCAGUAAAGAGGGAUACACCAAAUGGGACUGUUCGUGUGUUUGUCCCGCUGGAACCUCCGGGAGUAGAUGUGAAAAUGUCACCGGGCAGUAUUACGAUAGUCUUGUGCCCGCCUGCACAGAGGUGGUACAGACGCAGAAGAAUAUAUCUUCUCCCGGAUAUCCAGGGAACUAUGAUAGAGACAUCUGGUGUGUGAAGUGGAUCAGGGCCCCCCAGUGCUACACCCCCGUCAUCACUUUCCACGCCUUCCACUUGUACGGCAGGAAUACCUACAGGGACGAUCGGCCGUUGUGUUACCUGGAUUUUCUAGAGAUUAGAAGCCAUAAUCUAUACAGUGGCGAAGUGUAUUGUGAUAAGGAGAUCUCGUCUGGCCAGAAUUUCACCUCUUCGUCAAGCGACCUUGUGUUGUACUUCAAGACCCAGACAGACUAUUUCCCUGGAUGGGCGGCCUCAAUCACAUUCAUCCCUAUCCCUGGCUGCAUCAGUAACGAAACCACAUCUGUGGCCACAACUCCCUAUUCAGUGACUACAAAAACAUCAAACACCACCACUGCAACUCCAGGCUCCACUCCACCAACUCCAACUUCCUCCACUACCAUCACCCUCUCCACUAAUACAACCACACCCACCUCUACUACUCUCACAGCCACUUCACCUACAACCACUGCAAUCACUACUUCUGCUUCUACUACAAAAACUGCAGUCACUACAACUAUUACUACUACAAUCACUAGUCCUGCAAUUACCACAGUCACUAGUUCUGCUACUACUACAAGCACCACUCCUGCUGCAACUUCAACCACUACCCAUGCUACCACUUCAUCCAAUAUUAAAACUACUGCAACCAAUACAUCCGUUACUCUUGCUACCAGCACAACCACCACUACAACCAUUAACUCUGCUAAUACUACAACUAUCCCUACUACUACAACUACACCUACUACCACAACUACCAGUAUCUUUACUACCACAACAACUACUAUUCCUACAAAAACUACAAUCACUACUCCUACCACCACCACUACUCCUAACACCAUUACCACUACAAGUACUAACACUACAACCACUAUUCCUACCACCACCACCACCACCACCACUACUGCCACUACUCCUGCCACCACUACAAGUACUAACACUACAACUACUACUCCUACCACCAGUACAACUACUAACCCUACCACCACUACAACCACCAUCCCUACUAACACUACAACCACUACCCCUACUACACUUACCACUACCAAUACAACCACCACUUCUCCUACUAACACUACAACCACCACCCCUACUACCACUACAACCACUAUUCCUACCACCACAACCACUACUACUACUACCAAUACAACCACUAACCCUACUAACACUACAACCACUACCCCUACUACCACUACAACUACUAUUCCUACCACCACAACCCACCAAUACAACCACACUACCACUACCCCUACUACCACUACAACCACUAUUCCUACCACCACAACCACUACUUCUACUACCAAUACAACCACUAACCCUACUAACACUACAACCACUACCCCUACUACCACUACAACCACUAUUCCUACCACCACAACCACUACUUCUACUACCAAUACAACCACUAACCCUACUAACACUACAACCACUACCCCUACUACCACUACAACCACUAUUCCUACCACCACAACCACUACUUCUACUACCAAUACAACCACUAACCCUACUAACACUACAACCACCACCACACCUACUACCACUACAACCACUACACUGACUAACACUACAACCACUAUCCCUACUAACACUACAACCACUACC
This is a messenger RNA of Portunus trituberculatus (swimming crab), 2823 nucleotides long. RefSeq names its product flocculation protein FLO11-like. Gene Ontology annotation, biological process: proteolysis. Lineage: Eukaryota; Metazoa; Arthropoda; Malacostraca; Decapoda; Portunidae. Gene Ontology annotation, molecular function: zinc ion binding; metalloendopeptidase activity. The record is from RefSeq and is a predicted model, not a curated record.